Molecule: messenger RNA, 2943 nt
Organism: Sparassis crispa
Lineage: Eukaryota; Fungi; Basidiomycota; Agaricomycetes; Polyporales; Sparassidaceae
Product: SWI/SNF-related matrix-associated actin-dependent regulator of chromatin subfamily D member 1
Exons: 32
Coding region: 1-2943 (980 amino acids)
Cellular component (GO): cytoplasm
Molecular function (GO): ATP-dependent chromatin remodeler activity; ATP binding
Source: RefSeq, a predicted model, not a curated record
AUGUCGCCGUCGAAAGCCCCUGGCGCAAAGCGGCAGUCCAGGGUACUCGCCGCGCUAGACAAUCCUGCUUUUUUCUCUCCAGAUCCUGCGGCGGCUGUCCCGCCUGUUCCCUCGCAGUCGACCCUAGUAGCGCCCAUUAAGAGACCGAUUGAACCGCCCCCGGAGCUGCUGGGUACGCAGAAGAGGCGUAGGACAGAGCGGGAGAACGUUCCUGGGUCUGCUAUGGACGGCGUAACACCAGCCGGUGCCCAGCUGCUGUCCCAAAUCCUCGGUACGCAACCGCGGGGUAGCCAGCCUUCGCAUUCCGGCGGCAGCGGUGCUCCCCCGGUCGUAGUCGGCGGGGUUAUCGGCGGGAUCGCGGGCAAUGGUUUCCACUUGCGGUACGACGCGGAGGCGCCGGUGCAUCGCAUCGACAUGGGCGGCCAGGACCAGAAUAUGAGAAUGGCAGAGUUCGUGACGCGGACGAUCGACAAUGCGUCGCAUGGGAUUACCGUCAAGGCUGCGAUGGAGAAGCUCGGGCUGCACGAUGCUCGCGACCUGCUCCCGGGUCUCGAGGUGCGUCUCUUGCCGCACCAGGCUAUUGGCGUGAACUGGAUGCUCGAUCAAGAGCGCAAUACUCCGCAUAAAGGCGGCAUCCUAGCAGACGACAUGGGUCUAGGCAAGACCGUGCAAAUGAUUGCGACGAUGGCGAUGAACCAGCCCGGCGAGGGCGACACGCACCGCUCGACGCUCAUCGUCGUCCCCGCCGCACUGCUCCUCCAGUGGAAGGAGGAAAUCGAGUCGAAGACGAACGGGAUGUUCUCCGUGCACAUCCAGCAUGGACGCGAGAAAAUCAAGUCCCUCCCAAAGCUCGCGGAGAAAGACGUGGUCAUCACGACGUACCACACCCUGAACUCGGACUUUGCCGUUCCGUCGGACGUCGAGAGCUCAGACGAGAUGGACUGGAUCGUCACAAACGGCGGUCUGAUGGCGCGCAUGAAAUGGUUCCGCGUCGUCCUGGACGAGGCGCAGUUCAUCCGGAACAGAUCUACACGCUCGAGCAAGGCUGUCGCUAUGCUCCGCGCGAAAUACCGGUGGUGCCUCACUGGUACGCCUGUCACGAAUACACUUGCGGACAUUUAUGGCCUCAUUCGGUUUGGGCGCUUUCGUCCAUGGAAUGAUUGGGAAGACUUUAACGCGUAUAUCGCGAAGGUGCAGCUCGAGGACGCGCCGCUUGCGGGUCUUCGCGCCCAGGAGGUGCUGAAGCCGCUCCUGCUCAGACGGACGAAGGACGCCGAGCUGGAGGGACGUCCGUUACUCCAGUUGCCUGAGAAACACAUCGAGCUGGUCACGCUCGAAUUCUCCGAGGAAGAGCGGGAGCUUUACGACAGCUUCGAGAAGCGAGCGCAGAUCCAGAUCAAUAGGUUCAUUCGGGAGAACACGAUCGUGAAGAAUCAUACUGCAGUGCUUGUCCUGAUUCUGCGCAUGCGCCAGUUGUGCUGCCACCCGCACCUCAUUCUGAGUCUCACGGAAGGCUUUGAAGACCCGACGCUACUUGUUGGGAGCGAUGCCGACAAGGAAAUCGCCCGUGCGAACAAGCUCUUGGGUGCACAGUGGGUCAUGGAGGUCAAGAAAAGAUUCAUGGCGCGUGCUCGUGCAGCGCAGUUCGACUUCGGCGACGAGGACGACGAGACUGAGCCGACUUGUCCCGUCUGUGGUGACCUGUUCAUGAACGACAGUGGUCGCCUGCUUGCAUGUGGCCAUGAAAUCUGCAACGAUUGUCUGGAUGCGCUGGGUACCGCACCUAUCAUGCAUGACGGCGAGUUUGGUCUCGGGGACGAGCAGACGAACUUGCGCAUCGAGAAGGAGUUCGAAGCAGCCGCGGCUAAGGGUCUCCGCCCAUGUCCCACCUGUAAGAAGAUGAACGACCUGCGGCCGACACACGUCUUCAGAGCGUCCGCGUUCGAGCCCGCGGCGGACGAAGUGCGCAUGGCGAUGCAGCGCGCACGGGAAGCCCGCCGCCGCGCGGCGCCCGGACCGCCGAAACGUGUCGUGCGCAGGUCCGAGGUAGAGGAGCUCAUCGAGCUGAGCGAUAGUUCGGACGAGGACUUGCCGGAUAUCUCGCAGCUGCUGGCACGGGAGGGGAACAAGAAAGGGAAGGGGAAGGGGAAGGGGAAGAGGGUCGUGAGUGACGACAGCGAUGCUGAGGGCGCGCCUGCUGCAAAGGUGAAGAAGGAGACGCGCACGGAUAAGGGGAAGGGGAAGGGGAGGUCGCGCGAUUGGGACUCUGACGACGACGCGCCGCGCAAGGUGUCGGGUGACCUGCUCGCAACGUGGAACCGCGGAGACAACAACAUGGAGCCGAGCACGAAGAUGCUCGCGCUCAUCGAGCUCCUGCAGGAGUGGGAAGCCACCGGAGACAAGACGAUAGUGUUUUCGCAAUGGACGUCGAUGCUCGAUCUUGUCGAGACGCUGUUUGCGAGGUAUGGGAUACGGAGCCUGCGCUAUGACGGGAGAAUGGGCCGUGAGGCGCGGGAGAUGGUGCUCGCCCAAUUCAGGAAGUCUGGUGGGCCCAGGGUCAUCCUCAUCAGUAUCAAGUGCGGCGGCGUCGGCCUGAACCUCGUUUCAGCAAACAGGAUCAUCAACCUCGAUCUCUCGUGGAACUAUGCGUCCGAGUCCCAGGCGUACGACCGUGUGCAUCGGCUCGGACAGGAGAAGGAGGUCUUCGUGAAACGGCUCGUCGUGAGUAACACCAUUGAGGAGCGGAUGCUGCAAUUACAGGAAACAAAAGUCGGUCUUGCGGAAGCGGCGCUCGGUGAAGGGACAGGUGUAAAGCUACAUAAGCUGAGCGUGAAAGAGCUCAAAGAUCUGUUCGGCAUGAGCAAGAACCCCAACAAUAAUGCCGCCGGAAAUCGCUUGCGGCAGACAAGGCUUGACGCUAAUUUGGAUUCAGAUUCAGAUUGA